Messenger RNA from Galendromus occidentalis (western predatory mite), 1242 nucleotides. RefSeq names its product serine/threonine-protein phosphatase PGAM5, mitochondrial. Gene Ontology annotation, cellular component: mitochondrion. The record is from RefSeq and is a predicted model, not a curated record. The transcript is spliced from 5 exons. Lineage: Eukaryota; Metazoa; Arthropoda; Arachnida; Mesostigmata; Phytoseiidae. Gene Ontology annotation, molecular function: protein serine/threonine phosphatase activity. The coding region runs from base 154 to 990 and encodes 278 amino acids. Gene Ontology annotation, biological process: positive regulation of mitochondrial fission; peptidyl-threonine dephosphorylation.
GUUUACCGCGUUCGCCUGAUAGACGACGGCAUUUCGGAGACGUUCGGCGAUUCGCCGAAGCUGUUGCCUUUCUAAUACUAGAUAUGCUUCUCUUGGAACUCAUUUGGAACGAGCAACAAAUAUCUAACUAGGCAACAGGUGGUUGUGCGAAUCAUGUUCAUCAGGUUAUCUGGUUCCCUCGUGGGGAUCGCGACCUCUGCCUUCUUCAUCUCAAAUAAAGUCUACGCGAAAGAUGCGACAAAAAGAGACUCGGAUUCCUGUCCCGUCCACGACAGAGAAUCUGUUUUUAAAAAGAUCCAUACCCCAAAGUAUUAUUGGGACAUCAACUGGGAUCGGAGGGAUCCUAAGACAAUCUACUCUACAAUGGGAAACCCCCCUCCUGAUACAUGCGACAUUCCACACAAAUCCAGGCACUUGUACCUCGUGCGCCACGGACAAUAUCAUUCGAAGGCGAAAAGACCAGAGGAUAAGAAACUCACUGAGCUCGGCAGAAAGCAAGCCGAAUUCACUGGUCAGAGAUUGAGGCAGUUGAACCUGACGUUCGACAAGGUAUAUGUAUCGACGAUGGCGAGGGCUAAGGAGACUGGAAGCAUCAUAGUCAGUUCGCUCCCAGAAGAUCGAGUCAAGUCCGUGGAACUCUCCGAUCUGCUCCCGGAAGGAAGUCCCGUGCCUCCUGAACCUCCAUCUGGGUAUCAUCCGGCCAGCAAAUAUUCUGAGGAUGGAGCAAGGAUCGAAGCUGCGUUCCGAAAAUUCUUCCACAGAGCAGAUCCGUCUCAGCGCGAGCACGAACACAUUCUCCUGGUGUGCCAUGCCAACGUAAUAAGGUAUUUCGUUUGCAGAGCCCUCCAGAUUCCGGAGGAGGCUUGGUUGAGGUUCUCGUUGAAGAAUGGAUCUAUAACGCACCUUGAAAUCCGCCCUUCGGGAAGAGUCGUCGCGCGAGGAAUCGGUGACGCCGGUUUCAUGCCCCUGGACAUGAUAACCACAAGCUGAAACUCGAUUCAUGAUAUCUGAUAGAGAUUAACAAGUAGCUCUCACAGAUGGUCUGCCGGACUGAGCUCUUGACCCUUUACUUUUUGUGGUUGGAGACCGCGCUGCGGCGAAAAAUCGAGCGGUGCGAAUGACGUUUUCCGAUACAUCGUUGAGCAACGAAGGCGGAAAUUACAUAGGUAUCCGACGCAAGCGGACGAAAGCCCGCUGAUUUGACACACUUGGAAAUUCCAAUAAAAAAAUAUCAUUCUUGGA